Soboliphyme baturini is the source of this 426-nucleotide messenger RNA. NCBI's taxonomy places the organism in Eukaryota, Metazoa, Nematoda, Enoplea, Dioctophymatida, Soboliphymatidae. The record is from the annotation of a GenBank genome assembly.
AUGAAGAGGGAAGAAAUGAGUGCAAUCGUAUGCCUGGUGAUCAGUAUCCUGUGUACCAAAGCGGUCGGCGAGAUAUCCGACAAAGUAUGGGACAAAGCCAAUGCCACGUUCAGCUGCUACACGUGUCUGGGAAGGGACUACGAAAAUUGCCUGGCGGGUCAUGUGACCUGUGCUGGUGCCUGUUGGAAGCUCAUCGACGAGCGCCAUAGUUUGAUUGCAAAGGGCUGCACGUCAGCAAUGAAGAAAGCCGGUAUGUCAGAAGAGAUUGACACCGGUGUGAAGCUGCCUUGGACGGACUACUCGGAAACGAUUAAGGGCAUAGCGCAUUUCUGUACCCACGACUUCUGUAAUGGCGCCGUUCAAGUGCCUGUGUUUUUUGUCUUAAUUUUAGGAUGCAUUGCCUUUCUUUACAUUACGUCGGUGUAG